AUGGCACCGGGGGAUGUGAUGCCAGAGCAUGCCAAGCAGCUGAAGCCGAAGGAGAAGCGGCCGGCAAACAGGGCGUUGAAAGCCGAAUGUGAGCCCGACGGCUCCUUUGUGUUUGAGGCCCACGAAGCCUGGAAGGACUUCCAUAACUCUCUCAGGCAUUUCUAUGAAGUGGGGGAGCUCUGCGAUGUCACCCUGAAGGUUGGCAGUAGGUUGAUACCAUGUCACAAGCUAGUACUGGCCUGUGUAAUCCCUUACUUCAGGGCCAUGUUCCUGUCAGAGAUGUCAGAGGCCAAGCAGGAGCUCAUAGAGAUUAAGGACUUUGACGGGGACGCCAUCCAGGACUUGGUGCAUUUUGCCUACUCAUCCAAGCUGACUUUAACCGUGGACAACGUCCAGCCACUGCUUUAUGCUGCCUGCAUCCUUCAGGUGGAGCUGGUGGCCAGAGCCUGCUGCGAGUACAUGAAGGCCCACUUCCACCCCACCAACUGCCUGGCCGUUCGAACAUUCGCCGAGAGCCACAACCGCGUGGACCUGAUGGACAUGGCCGACCGCUACGCCUGCGAGCACUUCAACGAGGUGGUGGAGUGCGAGGACUUCACCUGCGUGUCGCCCCAACACCUGCGCACCCUGCUGUCCUCCUGCGACCUCAACAUCCACUCCGAAACCCAGGUGUACAACGCGGCCGUGAAGUGGCUGAAGGCCAACCCCCAGCACCACGAGGCCUGGCUGGACCAGAUCAUGUCUCAGGUGGAACGGCGCUGCUCCUCACGGGUGCGCCUGCCCCUGCUGCCCGUGGAGUUUCUGACCGGAACCGUGGCCAAAGACGAGAUGAUCAAAGGCAACCUGAACUGUCGGGACCUGAUGGACGAGGCCAGGAACUACCACCUUCACCUCAGCAACAAGACGGUUCCGGACUUCGAGUAUUCGGUCCGCACCGUCCCCCGGAAGCACACCGCAGGGGUGCUGUUCUGCGUGGGCGGCCGGGGGGGCUCCGGGGACCCGUUCCGCAGCAUCGAGUGCUACUCCAUCUCCAAGAACUGCUGGUUCUUCGGCCCGGAGAUGAACAGCAGACGGCGCCACGUGGGGGUGAUAUCUGUAGGAGGGAAGGUUUACGCCGUCGGGGGUCAUGAUGGCAACGAACACUUGGGCAACAUGGAAAUGUUCGACCCCCUCACCAACAAGUGGAUGAUGAAAGCCUCCAUGAACACCAAAAGGGUAAAGCCGGGUGGGGGGGGGGCAUCUGCUCUGAUCGGGGGUGUGUGUUUCAGGCGGGGGAUCGCCCUGGCAGCCCUGGGCGGGCCCAUCUACGCCAUCGGGGGCCUGGACGACAACUCCUGCUUCAACGACGUGGAACGCUACGACAUCGAGGGCGACAGCUGGAGCGCCAGGUUCAACCCCCACCUCAACAAGUGGGCGGAGAUCAGCGAGAUGGGGCAGCGCCGGGCCGGAAACGGAGUCAGCAAACUCAACGGCUGCCUCUACGUCGUGGGUGGCUUUGACGACAACUCCCCCCUGAGCUCCGUGGAGCGCUUCGACCCCCGAAUGCACCGCUGGGAGUACGUGUCCGAGCUCACCACCCCGCGGGGGGGGGUCGGGGUGGCCACCGUGAUGGGGAGAGUGUUUGCAGUGGGGGGGCACAACGGGAACAUCUACCUGAACACAGUGGAGGCGUUCGAGCCUCGAAUGAACAGGUGGGAGCUGGUGGGCUCCGUGUCCCACUGCCGGGCCGGGGCCGGCGUGGCCGUCUGCUCUUUGCACGUCAGCCAGAUCCGAGACGUGGGCCAGGGCUCCAGCAACGUGGUCAACUGCAUGUGA
This is a messenger RNA of Menidia menidia (Atlantic silverside), 1815 nucleotides long. Lineage: Eukaryota; Metazoa; Chordata; Actinopteri; Atheriniformes; Atherinopsidae. The record is from the annotation of a GenBank genome assembly.